Messenger RNA from Leptopilina boulardi, 6680 nucleotides. It is a transcript of the gene Atpalpha, whose product is annotated as sodium/potassium-transporting ATPase subunit alpha. The transcript is spliced from 11 exons. The record is from RefSeq and is a predicted model, not a curated record. The coding region runs from base 257 to 3382 and encodes 1041 amino acids. Gene Ontology annotation, biological process: proton transmembrane transport; sodium ion export across plasma membrane; potassium ion import across plasma membrane. NCBI's taxonomy places the organism in Eukaryota, Metazoa, Arthropoda, Insecta, Hymenoptera, Figitidae. Gene Ontology annotation, molecular function: ATP hydrolysis activity; P-type sodium:potassium-exchanging transporter activity; ATP binding. Gene Ontology annotation, cellular component: membrane.
UAACAAGAUCGGCUUCUACAUCGACAAUGCUCAUGUAGUGUAACCUUUCCCUUGUGUCAUCGAAUGUAUCGUAAAUCGACAAGUGUUUAUAUGUGAUCUCAGUAGUGUUGUUCUGUCCUGGAAAAAAAAGUUUUAUAAACAAUUUUUAUAAUAUCGUGUUAAGUGACAAAAGAGAAAAAAAAAUUCUUAUAGUGAGUGGGAGGUGUUUUGAAAACCGGCGAUCACAGGUGUCUCGGCGGUCAACCUUGUUGUCAAGAUGGCGUCAAAGGGAAAGUUGGCCACUGAGCAUGGCCGCUCAGAUUCAUACAGGGUCGCCACUUUACCAAACAUUCGCGAUGACAACAAAAGUGCAGAUGGAAUGUACAAGUCGCGGCGGAAGACCCCAAAGAAAAGGGGGGAUAACCUGGAUGAACUCAAACAAGAGUUGGAUAUCGACUUUCACAAAAUUUCCCCCGAAGAGUUAUAUCAGAGAUUUCAGUCGCACCCCGAAAACGGCCUUAGCCAUGCAAAAGCGAAGGAGAAUUUGGAAAGAGACGGUCCGAAUGCCCUCACGCCACCUAAGCAGACACCCGAAUGGGUCAAAUUCUGCAAGAAUCUCUUUGGAGGUUUUGCCCUGCUCUUAUGGAUCGGUGCCAUCCUCUGUUUUAUCGCUUAUUCAAUCCAGGCUUCGACAAGCGAAGACCCUAACGACGACAACUUGUAUUUGGGUAUCGUCCUUGCAGCUGUCGUGAUAGUUACGGGUAUUUUCUCGUAUUAUCAGGAGAGUAAAUCCAGUAAAAUUAUGGAGUCAUUUAAAAACAUGGUUCCCCAAUUUGCCACGGUUAUCAGAGAAGGUGAGAAGCUCACUCUAAGGGCUGAGGAAAUUGUUUUGGGAGACGUUGUUGACGUCAAAUUUGGAGACAGAAUCCCUGCCGAUAUUAGGAUCAUCGAAUCUCGAGGAUUCAAGGUAGACAAUAGCUCGUUAACAGGAGAAUCCGAGCCUCAAUCGAGAUCGCCGGAAUUCACGAACGAGAAUCCUUUGGAAACGAAGAACUUGGCGUUCUUCUCGACAAACGCUGUUGAAGGUACUGCAAAAGGUAUUGUAAUCUGUUGUGGAGAUCAAACAGUAAUGGGAAGGAUUGCCGGUUUGGCAUCAGGUCUCGACACUGGUGAGACACCAAUCGCCAAGGAAAUCCACCACUUUAUCCACUUAAUUACCGGUGUGGCCGUAUUUCUCGGUGUCACCUUCUUCGUCAUUGCCUUUAUUUUGGGUUACCAUUGGCUUGAUGCUGUCAUCUUCCUCAUUGGUAUUAUCGUAGCUAACGUGCCCGAGGGUCUAUUGGCGACUGUCACGGUAUGCCUCACCCUCACUGCCAAGAGAAUGGCAUCAAAGAAUUGUCUCGUUAAAAAUCUAGAAGCCGUCGAAACUUUGGGCUCGACGUCGACCAUCUGCUCAGACAAAACCGGAACUCUUACACAAAACAGAAUGACCGUUGCUCACAUGUGGUUCGACAACCAAAUCAUUGAGGCCGACACGACUGAGGAUCAAUCUGGAGUUCAGUAUGACAGGACUAGUCCCGGAUUCAAAGCUUUAUCUAAGAUCGCCACGCUUUGUAAUCGAGCAGAGUUUAAACCCGGUCAGGAUGGAGUACCAAUUCUUAAACGCGACGUCAAUGGAGAUGCCUCUGAGGCUGCUCUUCUCAAAUGUAUGGAACUCGCCCUUGGUGAUGUGAUGGGAAUACGUAAGCGAAACAAGAAAGUCUGCGAAGUACCCUUCAACUCGACAAACAAGUACCAAGUGUCGAUUCACGAGCCGGAUGAUCCUAAUGAUCCUCGUCAUUUGUUGGUUAUGAAAGGUGCUCCGGAGAGAAUUUUGGAUCGUUGUUCAACAAUCUUUAUCAGCGGAAAGGAAAAGGUUCUCGAUGAAGAAAUGAAGGAGGCAUUCAAUAAUGCCUAUCUCGAGCUCGGUGGACUUGGAGAGCGUGUCCUUGGUUUUUGUGACUUCGUUUUGCCAUCUGAUAAAUUCCCACUUGGCUUUAAAUUCAACUCUGACGAUCCCAACUUCCCUACUAUUGGACUACGAUUUGUGGGUCUUAUGUCAAUGAUUGAUCCGCCCAGAGCUGCGGUACCAGAUGCGGUCGGAAAAUGCCGUUCCGCUGGUAUCAAGGUCAUCAUGGUUACUGGUGAUCAUCCAAUCACUGCCAAAGCCAUUGCCAAAUCCGUCGGAAUUAUCUCCGAAGGUAAUGAAACAAUUGAGGAUAUUGCUCAGCGGCUGAACAUUCCCGUGUCCGAAGUGAACCCCCGCGAAGCCAAAGCAGCAGUGGUUCACGGAACUGAACUCAGGGAUUUGAACUCCGAUCAGCUGGACGAAAUCCUUAGGUAUCACACCGAAAUAGUGUUCGCUCGUACUUCGCCUCAGCAGAAGCUUAUAAUAGUCGAAGGCUGUCAAAGAAUGGGCGCCAUUGUGGCAGUGACAGGUGAUGGUGUGAAUGACUCGCCUGCCUUGAAGAAAGCGGAUAUUGGAGUUGCCAUGGGCAUUGCCGGUUCUGACGUCUCAAAACAAGCUGCGGACAUGAUUUUGUUGGAUGAUAAUUUUGCUUCAAUUGUCACGGGAGUCGAAGAGGGUCGAUUGAUUUUCGAUAAUUUGAAAAAAUCCAUCGCCUACACUCUAACUUCCAACAUUCCUGAAAUAUCACCUUUCUUGGCUUUCAUUCUUUGCGACAUUCCCUUGCCACUUGGUACUGUUACGAUUCUUUGCAUCGAUUUGGGAACUGAUAUGGUACCAGCCAUCUCGCUGGCUUACGAGGCACCGGAGUCGGACAUUAUGAAACGUCAGCCACGCGAUCCUUACAGAGACAAUCUUGUAAACCGAAGGCUUAUUUCCAUGGCGUAUGGACAGAUUGGUAUGAUUCAAGCAGCAGCGGGUUUCUUUGUCUACUUCGUUAUUAUGGCUGAGAAUGGAUUUCUACCGAAGAAGCUUUUCGGCAUCCGGAAAAUGUGGGAUUCAAAAGCUAUAAACGAUUUAACGGACAGCUAUGGACAGGAAUGGACAUACAGAGAUCGCAAAACGUUGGAAUUCACCUGCCACACGGCAUUCUUCGUGUCGAUUGUCAUAGUACAAUGGGCUGACUUGAUUGUCUGCAAAACAAGACGGAAUUCCCUCUUCCAUCAAGGAAUGAGAAAUUGGGCUCUCAACUUUGGAUUAGUCUUUGAAACAGCACUCGCUGCUUUCUUGAGUUACACACCUGGAAUGGACAAGGGUCUUCGUAUGUUUCCUCUCAAAUUUGUUUGGUGGUUACCAGCGAUUCCAUUCAUGUUGGCCAUCUUCAUUUACGAUGAAACAAGACGAUUUUAUAUUCGUCGAAAUCCAGGUGGUUGGCUAGAACAAGAAACUUAUUAUUAGAUGCGCUGUCGCAACGAAAUAUAUAGAGAAGCAGCGGCAGAAGAGAAAGCAUACCCACGCAGAAACACAUCCAAAAAAAAAGAAAAAUAAAAAAAAAAUCAUUUACAAAAUGAGAAAAAAGUAAUCAUUCACGAGAAAAAGAAAUACAUACAUUUACACGUUUUACAUAGGGCGUGCUAUUGGGUCUAUCAUCGUCGCGAGGUAGGCUUGACUGCAUUCAUCAUUAUUAUAGCCGAUUCGCUUGGCUUUAGGUUUUUUCACAUCGAACAAACCAAUAACAACGACGAAGACGUCGCCAAGAGUGUUCUACGUGGACGACAUCGUGCGUUGAGACUAGGGCGCUGUUAAAAUAAAUAAAAAAAAAAACAGUAACUCGUCAUUCCUGCUCUGCUUGCUCAGACUUGAACAAUCUUCAGUCAAUACGGACUUCGUAUCUAUGAGGGACGGAAUGACGACGCCAAGAGUAAACGAUUGUUUGCGGAAGAAUUUAAGAAAGGCCUAAAAAAGAAUACAGAGGAGAAAUCUUAGUAAGACGAAGAUGCAACUCGCCAAACAAAUUAAAGAUUAUUGCUCGAAUGUCUUGUGAUAUCGAGAAGUUUCAUCUCAACUUUCUCUCUCAUCAUUAAUCAAACGAGGCACGCCCUAGUUAUUCGAGACUAAGAAGUGGAGUAACAAUUCAAGAUACUAAGAAAUUCAUUAAAAUAUUAGAUUCAGCGAAAGAAAGAAAGACAGAGAACAACUGGUUUGUCUCCCAACAUGAGGAAUCUUCACUCAAGUCUAUAAAAUUGCUAACGAAUAAAACCGUACGCUAGAUUGGCACGCCCUAGUUGAAGAGAGAAAAAAGAAGUUUUAAUAAAGUAACUAAUAUUUAAAGAAAAAAAAACGCGUUCGCAGUAUUCAUUAUUAUUAUUACUAUUAUUAUUAUGAUUAUUAUUAUUAUUGUAAAAGAAAUAAUAUCGUUCGGUUUUAAUCUUAUUCCGAGUAGCUAUGAACAGAUUGCGUAUAAUCAGUAGUUUGAGUCUUGAACGAAACACACAGGAAGCGAAAACAAGUCAAAUAGUAUAAAUAUUAGCCAAUCAAUACCAACUACAGGAGAUUUGAAUUAAAUUAUUACGCGGACGACGCGGUAUUCGUAGAGCCAAAGUACACCGCGACCAAAAAAAAGAAAAAAAAAAUUAAAAAAUAGGGUUUGGGUUAGGGUGGGGUGGGAGGGAAACUGUUAUUGAUUCAAUCGUAAUAAAGUAUAACGUGAAUAGGAGUUGAGAGAAACAGUAGGAGCAGGAUGGUUGUAGACGAAGAAAAAGGGGGAAAGUAAAAAAAAAAAAACACAUUCUUACGUAGGUGAUCGAAUUAAAGAAAAGAAAAACAGUAAGGAUAAAAACAUUCAUUCUCUUAGUUUUUCAUAGGUUGUAAAACGCCAGUGGUGUACAAAACUCGCUAUCGAGAAAUCACUCAACCCCGAAACGUUCGAACGCCCUGUUCUCAACCAACGGUAUCGAGUCGAAUAACGCUCUUUACAAAAGUGACUUAAAUGCCUGCCAUGUGACUUUUGGGAUCGGAGAUCAACCGGGUCCAACAGAUAAUACACACAAAAUGUUCCUUGAUUGGAUAUUGGAUUUUCUGACUUUGUCGCUCUGUCCGGUUCGAUAAUAUCGUUAUCUGUGCGACGUACAUUAGAAAAUCCUUUAUCCAUGACGAGUAUCACGUACAUAUGUAACACAAUCACACGCUCACGUCUCGGCCCGGAAACUCAGGCCCGAAACCUACCUAAAGUGUUCAUAUAAUCGAGAUGUUCUCGAGAUGUCAUACACGCGUUAUAAAAUGCACGUUCUUCCUUUACCAGUUUCCCCAUCAAUUAGAAGAGAGAAAGUAAUCGAGCUAGCAGCAAGAAAUGCGUGAGCUCCUCAUUAUUUUUUCUUGUUAGGGGCUGUGCGAAUCUCCCGCCAGUGAAAAAUCGUCACAUUCUGUUGUGGGAGACUGGUGGGGUCCAGAGGAUGCGCCGAGUGCAAAAAAAUAUUUUUUUUUAUUUCAUCGAAAAAGGUUAACACCACGACCCUGUAAAGUUUUAUUAAUCAACACUUGGUACAUAGAAAAAAAAUAAUGUCAUUUAUAAUUGUUCCUUUUUCCAAAUAAAGACUUGUUUCAUGGAUUUGCGCAAUUCUUCUUAUUACUUGAUAAAAUACGAUGCGAUUGGCAAAAUAUUUAAAAAUUAAGUUCCUAAUAUGAUGCAGUGUUACGUGUUGAAUAAUUUAACUGAUCGAAGAGGAAGGCUGAUUUGCCAGAGGAAGGCAAUCGGAGGCUCGGCAUUGAUUUUUGUAAACGCUUGCGAGAAAGAUGAUGGAUCUGCGGUUGUUGACAGGGUGUUCCGUGUCGGGGGGCGUAGAAGCCCAAAUAAAAUGCUUUGCCAUCGUGCGCCGCCUCUCAUUUUAGGCUAAUAAUUUAAAUAAUAAUAUAAUAAUAAUUAUUAUUAUUAUAAUGAUAAUAUAAUACAUGUUAAAAUAAGAUAUUAUUAGAUGUAAUUAUUAUAUAUGGUUUAGUUUAGCUCGUGUUGUUGAAGAAAAAAAAACAAAGUAAGUUUAAGUAAAAAAAAAAAUUUAAAAAAAAAUGAUAAGUGGAGAAGGUGCGAGACUAGAAAAAUAUGUGACGGACUGAACAGGUGUAGGUUAUAUUUAUCUAGCAUUUCUUCAUGAGUCGCGUUCUCGUAGUUGAAAUUCUUAGUCGAGAACAAAAGACGCUGAGAUCAAAUUUUUUGAAGAAAUGUAAAUAUUCGAAGAUAGAAAUGAACCAAAAAAUAAGCGAGUUUGCAAGUUGAAAAUUGUAAUGAAAAAGUAAGAGCGUUAUGCCUGUACAGUCCGUCGCAUGUUACAGAAUUAUUGAAUGAUUAUGAGAAAAAUUGAAUAAUGUUUUAUUAAUAUUGUAAAUAUUUUAAAUAAUUGAAAACGGACAGGCAGAUUGUGCGUGACUGGGGACUCGCCUGAGAAUGACCUGUCCGAUUACGUAACGGAAGAUCACACUCGACGCUUGAGUCCCUACAGUUUUUGUGUUUUCGUUAGCAGCACAUGUAUUACACACCGUUACACGCACGCAUAUUAAAUACACAAAAAAAACGCAACUACACAUCCACCUGUACACACAUUGAUCUUGUCUACUAUCUUAUACCUUCAAAAUAAAUAUUCCUUUCGUAUGAUUAUCUAUAAGUUCUGUUUUCACACGCGAAUACAUUAAGGAAUAAACGAGAGACAUUGUCCAACCCAAGUGUCAUUACUUUUGAUGUUAAAUAAAAAAUACAUAAUUAAUA